This is a messenger RNA of Oncorhynchus gorbuscha (pink salmon), 3773 nucleotides long. RefSeq names its product lysosomal acid lipase/cholesteryl ester hydrolase-like. Bases 165 to 1361 code for a protein of 398 amino acids. Lineage: Eukaryota; Metazoa; Chordata; Actinopteri; Salmoniformes; Salmonidae. The transcript has 10 exons. The record is from RefSeq and is a predicted model, not a curated record. Gene Ontology annotation, molecular function: hydrolase activity, acting on ester bonds.
GAAAGAUUACAUCAGCAUUUAAUCUUUCCCAAUGUUUGUUACAAGCCCAAUCGGCAACAAAAGCAGUAAGGAGCCUCUCCUGUGACUUCCUCUUCAUUUGGCCAACCAAGAAUACAGUAUUAUUAUUCUACACAGCAGACGUUGUCCGGUUUUUCAGACUGAAGAUGGUGUGGAUACUACUUUUAAUGGCCUUCCUGACCACUGCGGCGGUCCAUUGUCAGAGAUCCUUGCUGAAAGACAAAAAAGGACUGGACCCAGAGGUCAACAUGAAUAUUAGUGAGAUCAUCAGGCAUUGGGGCUACCCAGCAGAGGAGCAUGAUGUCGUCACAGAAGACCUCUACAUCCUCAGUGUCAACAGGAUCCCACAUGGCCUGAAGGACAGUAAAGAUCCCAAGCCUGCAGUGUUCCUCCAGCACGGUCUCCUAGCUGCGGGGAGUAACUGGGUGACCAACCUGCCCAACACCAGCCUGGCUUACCUGUUAGCCGACGCUGGCUACGACGUCUGGAUCGGCAACAGCAGGGGAAGCACCUGGUCCAGGAGACACCUCACACUCAGCCCUGACCACGAAGAGUUCUGGCAGUUCAGUUAUGAUGAGAUGGCAAAGAAGGACCUGCCAGCAGUGGUCAACCACAUCCUGAAGACCACAGGCCAGGAGACGAUCUACUAUGUAGGCCACUCUCAGGGAACCACUAUUGCUUUUGUUGCAUUCUCUUCUAUGCCUGAGCUGGCAAGCAAAAUCAAGAUGUUCUUCGGCCUAGCACCAGUGGCCACCGUGGCUUUUACUGCCAGCCCCAUAACCAAGCUCUCCGUCUUCCCCGAUUUCCUCAUUUGGGAUCUAUUUGGGAAGAGGGACUUCAUGCCUCAGAGUUCUCUCAUCAAGUGGUUUGCUACCGAAUUCUGCAGUAAGGAGCCUCAUAGUGAGCUGUGUGGAAACAUCUUCUUUGUCCUCUGUGGCUUUGAUGAGCUGAACCUCAACAUGACUCGCACACCUGUGUACAUCUCUCACUGCCCAGCAGGCACCUCAGUGCAGAACAUGAUUCACUGGUCUCAGGCGGUGCAUGUUGGAAAGCUGAUGGCGUAUGACUAUGGGAGAGCAGGGAACAUGGCUCACUAUAACCAGUCGACCCCUCCGUUGUACAACAUUCAGGACAUGAAGGUGCCUACGGCCCUGUGGUCCGGAGGUCACGACACACUUGCUGACCCUAAGGAUGUUGCCGUGCUGCUCACCCAGGUCUCCAACUUGGUGUACCACCGCCACAUCGAGCACUGGGAACACCUGGACUUCAUCUGGGGUCUGGACGCCCCCCAGGAGAUGUACAGUGAGAUAAUCAAACUGAUGAGCCAGCAGGACUUGGUGUAAACAGUGGAUAGGCAGGGAGAUUUGGAUCAUUUUAGCCUCAACUCUCAUCACAAUCACUGAAGAGAUUUUAAUACUGUAUCUGACAUAUUUUGGGAGUCAUAUCAGAGUGCCUGGGUGCGAGUGUUUGUGCACUGUAUGUGUGUUUGUUACUAUAAGCGUGUGUAAGAGAGAGUAUUAACACGCAUGUGUGUGUUUGACUAAACCAUGAGCAAUAAUCAUUCACCUCUAAAUUGGGGUAGUGCGGUACACAAGCUGAGUUUCGGGUUAUGUGUGAGGAAUCAUCUUGUAUUAUUUUUUGUCUUACUUUACUACUGGCCUCUCUUCCACAACACUUGAAUGGAUUUUAAUCUGUGUUUUGAGAAUUUCCCGGGUUUGUAAAAACACAGAAGUACAUUUAGAUCCUGUUGAAAUCCUGCUUGGAGGUUUAGAUUAAUAUAUCUCAGUCAUUGGUGCAAUAUCAUGGUUACUGUCCAGGGCCCAGUUCAACACCCAGUACCUCUCUCUUCUUGUGUUGGGUUGGUUUAUUUUGCUGUGCCUUUGUCAUACAAAUUAAUUGUUUUGUUUGUUGACCACUAAUUUAGCUCUUUCCUGUGCUGUUGACUGUCUUUUUAUUAGCUACUUCCUCAAUGUAUUUUUAUUGGAUUUUAGGUGAUCUUGAGAAUGAAUUAGGAAGGGUGUUGGCCAAAGAAUGACUGACUCGUUUGUUCAUUCAUGGUCUACUUAUGUUGUGUUAUAACACUUAUUUAUGCUGCCUUGUAACUAAUUGAAAAGACUACUCAAUAACUCUCCAUUACAAAAUCAGGUUGUACGAUUCAAUUAUUUGACAACAUUUAUUGAAAAGUGCUUGUCUGAGUAUCUACUCAUAAUUUAUUUAAACAUUGUCAAGGCUUUAAUCUGUAACAAUGUUUUAAUUCACUUACUCUUGUGUACUGUACAAAGGACAAUAUCAAAACCAGAAACAAAAAACACUCAACACACUCACAAAUAUUUAGAGAAGCAUACUAUUAAGAAAAAUAGUAGACACUGAGUGAACAAAACAUUAAGAACACCUCUUUCCGUGACAGACUGACCAGGUGAAUCCAGGUGAAAGCUAUGGUCCCUUAUUGAUGUCACUGGUUAAAUCAAUUUGUGCAUGUGUGCCAUUCAGAGGGUGAAUGGGCAAGACAAAAUGUCUAAGUGCCUUUGAAUGGGGUAUGGCAGUAGCAGCCAGACGCACCGGUAAGAGAGUCAAGAACUACAAUGCUUCUGGGGUUUUCAAUCACAACAGUUUCCCUUGUGUAUUAAGAAUGGUCCACCACCCAAAGGACAUCCAGCCAACUUGACACAACUGUGGGAAGCAUUGGAGUCAAUAUGGGCCAGCAUCCCUGUGGAAGCCUUUCGAUACCUUGUAGUCCAGGGAUCAUCUAGUCAGCUGCGGGACAAUUUUCUUCUUGAGUGGAUAAAUAGAAGUUGGGGAACCCUGUUGUAAGUCCAUGUCCCAACUAAUUCUGAGAGCAAAAGGAGGUGAAACUCAAUAUUAGUGUAAUGUUUUGUACUCUCAGUGUAAAUGAAAUGAAUCAUUCAAAUAGGAUCAACCAUGAGGCAAUUGAAAACAAUUACAUGGCCACUUGUACUGGUAUUAACUUUAACGAAUGGUUGAUAUACAGCUGAGGCUAAGGUGUCCAGUACGAACUACAGACUGUAUAAAAAUGACUUUCAGGCAAAAUACUACUGAAAAGAUGGUGAUGUUGCCAUGGUGAAAAGUUCCCUCUCCUCCUCAAAACCCCCUUAAAGCUUUCAGUCUGUCUUUUUCAGCCUUGUUACAAUAUUCUUGAACUGCAGUCUCCUUGUUAUAUCCAGUGGGGAUUUAUCAUUCUAAAGGACAGAAGAAUGCAUCAUAUUACCACCAAAACUUUGAUAAAUAUAUCCCUGUCAAACCAAGACUAAAAGCCGCCAACUUUACCGUGAUGCCAACUUUUGUCCGCCUUUUAUGUUUAUCUGAAAGGUAUUGGCAGUAACAAAGCCUGUACUUUUGUUUAAUAGUCCCGUCAAAGCCUCAAUAUAAAACGUCCCUUCAUUUUAACGGAUUGGGAACGUUUUAAAUCAUGAACAUGCCAUUGUUGUCUGACAUCAAACCUGUCCGCGUAAAUCACAAAGCUUUACGGAAAUGCUUUUAAUGCAUUUAUGCUCUCUAUCUAAAUUGACUGUAUGCACAGUGUUCGAAAAGUAUUCAGAUCCCUUGGCUUUUCCCACUUUUUGUUACGUUAUAGCCUUAUUCUAAAAUGGAUUAAAUAAAUGAAAAUCCUCAUCAAUCUACACACAAUCCCCCAUAAUGGCAAAGCGAAAUCCUUUUUUUGUGCAAAUUUAUCUGCAUAUCCAAACAUCUGCUUUUCACUGGAGUAUGGUUUGUCUGGAAUAAACAGUUUUCAUGAA